GAAACAUGAAAGGGUCCACAGCUAGUGACAGGAUGAGGAACUGUGGGCGGCUUUGUAUGCUGACAUUAAUGCUGCCUUUGUUGUUGCUGUUGUGCCUGGGCAUUGAGUCGAGUGUGGGCGGCAAGACAACCACCAUCGUGCGUCACACGGACAGCAUAGAUCCACAAUUGGAUGGCUUCUGGACAAAUAGGACCACUUGGAAUGCUCGCUGGGUGAAGUACUGGCGGGCCAAGCGUAUCUAUGAGCCCGUUUGGAAGAAAGUGUGGACACCAACAAUACACACCGAGUGGGUACCGCUGCCCAAUGCACCCGAGCCUGAUGCCUGGAAGAAGCCGGCUAGCCAGCAACAGCAGCAUUCCGAUGAGGAUUGAAAGACUGAGCCAAAACUAGUAUUACAACUAUUACAACUAUUAUUAUAUGUAUUUAUUUAUUUA
Drosophila innubila is the source of this 434-nucleotide messenger RNA. RefSeq lists its product as uncharacterized. Lineage: Eukaryota; Metazoa; Arthropoda; Insecta; Diptera; Drosophilidae. The record is from RefSeq and is a predicted model, not a curated record. The coding region runs from base 6 to 371 and encodes 121 amino acids. The transcript is spliced from 2 exons.